UCUAGUUCAUAGCAGCUACCCAACACUAAGCGUUGUUCUUCCAUCUCAUUUUUGGGGACGCGCGCGAGCGAUUUGUAUUUUGUUAUCGGUUCCUUUUAUUUAGUGUUGCUCUUCUUAUAAACAUUUACAGUUAGUUUAAACGACGCCAGCAAGAUGGCGGAUCCAAGUGGAUUUAAAUUGUUCAGAACAGUGGAUCCGACAACAGUAAAUGUGCCGCUAAAAGAAAAAUUUGCGAAUCUGACACUAUCCUCCAACAAGAAAAAGCAGCAGCAGCAGCAAUCUGCAAAACAGGAUCAGCUACAAAGCGUCAGUCGCCAACUUUUGCCCGAAUUGGAUAUAAUAACUGUUGUUCAGUCUGACGAGCAUCCAUUGCUGCGCAGCGACUCCUCAUCCUUAAGCGCUAUGGGACGGCAGCAGUCGUCAAAGGCAUCGAGAGACGAUGUCUCAGAUUAUAUGGAGACACUGCAGCUGAGCGCCGAUGGAUGUACCCAGCGCACUGUGGAUGCAGAUGCCGAUGCGGAUGUGGAGCGUCUAUCUACACAGGUAUACAAUUUGACAGUGAAGCCGGAAAUUCCGCAGAUUUCCAUUUGCAUAUCUUCAACAACUGAAGAGGAUCUGGAUGACGAUGAUGAUGACGAUGACAAUGACAAUGACAAAUCGUGCAUUACCAUAUCCGAUACCAGUGACAGCGAGUGUGCUCCAGCGGAGGAACAGCCAGCCAACCACCAGGAGCCAGAGACGGAGCCAGGCAUGACAGUCAGCGGGCAGGUAGCAACAACAGCUGCUCCAGAGCCACAGGCUGUUCAUCUCUCCAAUGGCAAGGUGCAGCGAAUUGAGGCUUUCCUGCGUGACGUAUCCUUUGAACGGCGUGCAAUGAUCCGUCGUGGACAGAUGGCCCUGUCUGGCGAUCAUACGCGCUUGGCCAGCGCUGAUACUGAGUCCAUGAGUCUGCUCGAUGUCGAUUGCACACAAUUGCCAUCGGACAUGGCCACGAUCACGACGACGCAUACGUCUGAGCCCAAUGAGCAGCUGAAUAACAGCAAGCGAUUGGCGGAUAAUGAUACCGAGAUGAAUACUUUGUGCUCAUCCGAAGAGCAGCUGGAAACGGAUAGCAGCAAGCGGCUGGCGCAUGAUGACACCGAGGUGAACACACCCGACAUGGAUGAGCCGAUGUCUGAUUCCACGCACUUGGACCAAACCAUACCGGAGACCAGCACCGAACUGGAACCAUCUCCCGCCCGGCCCAGCUCGUCUUCAUCGGCAGAGACAGAGACGGAGGCGGUCAUACAAGUUAGCAGCAUUAAUAUAUCGGCAAAGAUCAAUAUUAAAAUCCACAUACCGAAAAUGGAUUCGAGCUCGGCAGAGUCCGACGAUGCAAUAGACGAGGAGGCGAAGGCGGAUGUGAGCUACGUAAAGCCACAGAAUCAGGCACUAGAGAGGCAAAAGUCGCAGAGAAGGACACAAGAACAGAAGAGUUCUAUUUUUGGCGACGACGGUUCAGAGGAUGAGCAAUUUCUGACGAAUGCUGAGAAGCUGUUGAAUGAACUCUACGGCACAACCUGGCAAACACCGGAGAAUAUAUACCUUCUCAAACACCCCAACGCCAGCAAGGGCAAAACAGCAGCAACAACAACAAAAACAACAGCAUCGACAUCAUCAUCAACGGGAAUAAACCGCACUCCGCUGAACGAGAUCAGGCGACAGCCGAGAGUACGUCGUCAAGCUGCGACAACAGCUAAGAAAGGGAUGCCACCGCCACCGCCGCCACCUGCAACGCCCAACGAGAGCGCACUGGGCGACUUUAGCCUCUUUAAGCAAGCCUUGCAUUCAACGAAACUGAAUUCGACGCAUCUGCCGAAGGUGGCCAGGACGGAGAGGCGACCGGUUAAGCAGGUUGUGCGCACCAAUCAUAUACACGAGGAACGCUUGCGGGCUUUGGUUGAUACGGACAGUGGCGGUGAUGCCUCCGAUGAUGAGGAUGCCGAUGCAACAGCAUCAGAUAGCAGUGACAAUGCCAAUGGCAAUGCUAAUGAUGGCAAUUUGACCUACUUGGAUCUAACCAAGGCCGAGGUAGAGGUGGUCGGCAAUCCCAAUGAAGAAGCUGAUGCUGCCAUAAGCAAAUUUCCAAAACGACUCGAUGACAUUCUACGCACCUGUCGCGCCACCGAUAAACCUAAGUUGCCUGCCACGCCUGCAACGCCUGCCACGCCAGCAAUGACCGCAGAUCGGAUCCCGACACGCCGUCAGCUUUUUACGCCAAAUACGGGCUUUGAGACCGAGGAGGAGGCCAAGCGCAUUGUGGACCAAGCGCUCGACCUGAGCUUCCUGGAUGACCUGGCGAAUUUUUAUUUGCCGGAUACGGCGGUGCAUAGGCGUAUGCUGGAGGUAAAAAAACAGCUGGGCAUGCCCAUAAAAACGCCAAGGAGGAAACCGAUCUUUAAGCUACACACACCACAGACCGCACCGCCGGCCAAAACCAAAACAGUGGAACGUUCCAAAAUGCCACAGAACAAUGUCAAGCAAGGCAAGGAUGUGGACAAACGCAGUGGAAAAUGCAGCUUCAUCAAGUCGCUGGAGCCAGAGAUCAGUCGGGAUCGUUGCGACAACGAGGCAUUCUUCUAUCGCGAGAACUAUGCCAAGAACAAGGAGCAGCUGGCGAUGCGACUAUACGACAUGUUCAACGCCCAGGUCUGCAAUAAUGGACUCCAAGUGCCCAUCACCUGGUCCAAGCUGCUGCGCAAUACAGCGGGCAGAUGCACAACUAAACAAAGAGGGCAGCAGAGAAGCAGCUCUGUGGAGCUGAGUUCCAAGGUGUUGACCAGUGCGGAUCGAUUGCGCUGCACCUUAAUCCAUGAGCUGUGCCAUGCGGCUGCCUGGGUAUUCGACGGUGCGUGCGGACACGGUGUCGUUUGGAAGCGUUGGACUGGACUUGCCAACGACAAGUUUCCCGAUCUGCCGCCGAUUCGAGUUUGUCACGACUACGAUAUUGAGUUCAAGUACACAUAUAAAUGUGAUAACUGCAACGCAGCUUCAUAUGCCCACUCACGAUCUCGCAAGGUGGAGAAUUUACGUUGCAGCAUUUGCUGUGGACACGUCAUAGUGCUCCUAAACAGGAAGGACAAGUCUGGAAAUAUUGUUCCGACGCCGGUGCGAGAGGCGACAGGUUUCGCCAAGUUCGUCAAGGAAAAUUUUCAUAAGUACAAGCGCCCCAAUCUUACUGCUCCGCAGGUGAUGCGCAUUCUGAGUGCAGAGUAUGCCAAGGUAAAGCCCAAAGGACAGUUGGCAAAAAAAGACGAAGUGGCCACUAUAGUUAGCCAAGUGGAGACAUUAACAUUAGAUGAUGAUGAUGAUGAGCAAGACUAAGCGUACAAAAUUCGUUUAUUAAUUGUUUGUUUGAAUAAUAAAAAAAGCGCAUUUUC
Messenger RNA from Drosophila grimshawi, 3419 nucleotides. RefSeq lists its product as uncharacterized. Gene Ontology annotation, cellular component: nucleus. The transcript has 5 exons. The record is from RefSeq and is a predicted model, not a curated record. Bases 154 to 3363 code for a protein of 1069 amino acids. NCBI's taxonomy places the organism in Eukaryota, Metazoa, Arthropoda, Insecta, Diptera, Drosophilidae.